AUGCCUGCAGGCGGCAAAAGAGGAACAAAGACUCCUGGAUCGCCUCGCGUUUUCCCCCUCUCCUGCUUCCUCAUGCUCUCGCUGUCUUCGUACCGCCCAGCCUCCCUCUUACCGACCUCCCUUUUUUCUGCUCUGCCUUCUCGCCCCUUUCUGUGUCUCCUGAUCGUCGUCAUUCUCCUCCUCUUGUCCAGUUCCUGGACGCUCACGCGCCUGGCGCAACCGAGCGUCCAGAACGAUGCGGCUGUUCCGCCCCGCGGGCAGUUUUUCGCUCCGGAAGGAGCAACUCAGAGGCCCCGCGAGGCCGUGAGAGAAAGAACGGAGCGAGAAAAGGCGCGCGACGGACCGACGCCCGAGAGAAGACACAGCCUUCCAGAUGGCGCAGAAGCGCAGAACGGCGGAGCGGGGAGGCUCGGCGAUCCUCGCGUCCCGGAAGGAAGACCUGAAGGCAGCCGGGAAUUGAUCUCGAGGGGCGAAACGUCUCUCAAACUCCACGCUGACCGUCUGAGAGGCAGGGGCGCCGCCUUUCCGCCGGGGAACGGAGAACGCAAGCACGGCCGGGACGCGCGAGACGCACGCCUCGCACCAGAAGGCCCGAACGACGGGGCGCGCGGCCGAGAAAGUCGCGGUCGGCCCACGGACUUUGUCACGGUGCCAGGCACCUGCGGCUCGGCCGAGCGCCCCUGCGCGGUCGUGUUUAUCGCAGAUCUCGACGUGCAGAGUCGCGUCGACGCCUCGGGGAAGUCCGGGGAACUUCUCUUCAAGAGCUACGCGAUCAAGGGCCAGCUGUACAGACGGGGCGGCGGCGCCUCCGCCCGGCAGGCCGCGUCUUCCCUGAAUUCUUCUCGGGCCGGAAGCGCGGAGACGGACUGGAGUGGAGAGACGGAGUUCGACUUUGCCUUCUCGCCAGACGGCUUCGACGUGCUGUACGGGAGUCAUAACGUCGGCGGACGGGGCAUGGAGCUGUCUGAACUGGUUGUGUUCAACGGCGAACUCCUGACUUUCGAUGACCGCACCGGAAUCAUCUACCGCUUCAACUUAAAAAACAAUCACCUCGUCCCCAAGUGGCUGUUGGUGGAGGGAGAUGGAGUAUCCAGCGACAAGGGCAUGAAAAUCGAAUGGGCAACCGUCAAACACGAAAAACUCUACCCAGGCAGUCACGCGUGCUUGUCUCCUGGGCCGCCUUUCCUUCCAGACAACAGCGGAAAUGUUUUGCAUCGCCACAACACGUGGGUGGUGAUCAUCGAUGGCGAAGGAAGAAUCUCGAGAGAAGACUGGGCGGGCGUCUACGAGUUGAUGAAGAAGUGGGUUGUGCUUCCCAGGCGGGUGAGCGAGGAGCCGUACGACGACGUUAAAGAUGAGCGUCGCGGCAGCAACAAAUUGCUUCUCUGUAGCGAGGAUUUUACAAACAUCGACGUAGUGGACAUUCAAACGCCUCCCCCCAUCGACCCUCGAAAAGGCUUCUCCUCUUUCAAAUUCGUCCCAGGAACUGGAGACAAAGUGAUUUUGGCGGUGAAGUCGCUGGAAGAUUCGUCGCAGGAUGUGCAGCAGUCUUUCGUAACGAUCUUCGACAUCACUGGGCGAGUGCUCCUUCCCGACAUCCCUUUUCCACAUGAAAGCAAAUAUGAAGGCGUCGCCUUUGUUUAA
Messenger RNA from Neospora caninum, 1644 nucleotides. Its product is annotated as putative apyrase. NCBI's taxonomy places the organism in Eukaryota, Apicomplexa, Conoidasida, Eucoccidiorida, Sarcocystidae. Bases 1 to 1644 code for a protein of 547 amino acids. The transcript has 5 exons. Gene Ontology annotation, molecular function: UDP phosphatase activity; GDP phosphatase activity; calcium ion binding. The record is from RefSeq and is a predicted model, not a curated record. Gene Ontology annotation, biological process: proteoglycan biosynthetic process.